Messenger RNA from Penicillium pulvis, 1509 nucleotides. RefSeq names its product Zn(II)2Cys6 transcription factor. Gene Ontology annotation, cellular component: nucleus. The record is from RefSeq and is a predicted model, not a curated record. Gene Ontology annotation, biological process: positive regulation of transcription by RNA polymerase II. Lineage: Eukaryota; Fungi; Ascomycota; Eurotiomycetes; Eurotiales; Aspergillaceae. Gene Ontology annotation, molecular function: DNA-binding transcription factor activity, RNA polymerase II-specific; transcription cis-regulatory region binding; zinc ion binding. The transcript has 5 exons. Bases 1 to 1509 code for a protein of 502 amino acids.
AUGAAAUCCAACGACGCUGCAUGUCUGACAUGCCGUCAAAAAUCACGAAAAUGUGAUCGCGCGCGGCCGAUGUGCAAGCGAUGCAUCACCAAAGGGCUUCAAUGUGGAGGGUAUCCUGACAAGUUUCGAUUUUGCGGGAUUGCCAGCCGAGGCAAAUGGAAAAAUCGAGAUGCUCCCAUCGACCAAGUAUCAUCAACUCAGUCCCAGGCCAGCAAGUCAGAUUCUAGCACUCCGAAUAGGAUUCUCCCUCCAUCACAGAGCCUUACUCCAAACGACAGACCAGAGAUUGAACAAGUUCUCGGGUCAGCGGAUGCGGCAACUCUACUUUCACAUUGUGAAACUCUCUUUCUGGGUCUUGAUAUUCUAGCUAACGUGGACACAGAUGAUCGCGUUAUCUGCCCUCAUCAGAUCGCACAGCCUGUUGAUACUGGUGAAAACCCGUAUCGACGGUAUGUUCUCCCACUAGCAUAUGAGCAAAUCGGUCUUUUAUAUGCUGUGCUCGCACUAUCUGCAUGUCAUUUGGGACAUUUAAAAUCCGAUAAAAACCUUUACGAGGCGGCUGCGGUAGAUUAUCGGCUCAAGGCAAUUACAGAGCUUAGCGUGGCCAUCAGGAAAGUGUGCUCUGGAGAUUUCAGUGAUGAUGACCGGGACGGUCUAUUCGCCACCAUUCAAAUUCUUCUUCUACAUGAUAUCUGCGAGUCUGGAAUAUCAUCUCAUGGAGCUCACAUUUCUGGCGCCAUGUCUAUCAGUUCUCAGUUAAUGCUAGAUCAGCAUUUGUCCAUUUCCGAUGAAAGAACGGUCUUCUUUCUAGGAAAUUUGGCAUGGCUCGACAUCAUUCGCGCCUUUUCUGCCCCUGGAAGACUUUGUUUCUCCCAGAAACUUCGCGAGAAAUUAUUAUCAUUGUGCAACUUACGAUUCGAGUCAGUGAAUGGCUGUCCCCGCGAACUAGUCCUGUUGAUCGGGGAGGUUCUUGAACGUGCUAAGGCUCAUUCAACCGGUGACCUGGAGAUUGGGGAGUACAGUGAAAAUCUGCAAAGCCUGAUUGCAAAGUUUUAUACCUGGGAUAGCUCCCGCUGCUUCUACCCCGAUGACAAUCCGCUCUGGCUUUCCGUUACCGAGGCAUAUCGUCACACCUGCAUUCUGCGAACUCGACGUCUUUUAGAUGAGAACGAAUCAGCUGCCGAGCCUUGCAUACAAGAGUCAGUCACUGCAAUUUUGGACUCGAUCGCAAGCAUCCCAGGGUCCAGCCCGUUGAUCGAACUGCUGGUACUCCCCUUAUUUAUGGCUGGAGCCGAUUGUCUUUCUCCACAUUCAAGACACUACGUCUUGUUACGACUGCGAGAAAUUAAAGCCAGAUCCGAGAUGGGUAUUGCUGCACCUCAGACACUCCUCGAAAAGGUAUGGAAUGCACGGGCACAUAAGCCAGCACAUGAUCGAAGCAAUGUUCCGUGGAUGCUUUUUACACAUAGCUCUGAGAGCACACACCAGGAUGAUUACCUGAUUAUUUAG